Mangifera indica (mango) is the source of this 1302-nucleotide messenger RNA. Its product is annotated as exopolygalacturonase-like. NCBI's taxonomy places the organism in Eukaryota, Viridiplantae, Streptophyta, Magnoliopsida, Sapindales, Anacardiaceae. Gene Ontology annotation, molecular function: polygalacturonase activity. Gene Ontology annotation, biological process: carbohydrate metabolic process. The coding region runs from base 15 to 1205 and encodes 396 amino acids. The record is from RefSeq and is a predicted model, not a curated record. The transcript is spliced from 4 exons.
AAGAAGAAGAAGAAAUGGGUUCAAUUAUUUCGAUGUUCUUCUUAUUAUUUUCAUGCAUAAAUAUUGAAGUUCAAGGUCAAAAUAAUAUUUUCAAUGUGCUGAAUUUUGGUGCCAAAGCUGAUGGGAAAUCAGAUGACUCCAAGGCAUUCUAUGGUGCAUGGAUAAAAGCUUGCAAUUCCAAUGGCACAAGUGCGGUUUGGAUUCCCAAAGGAACAUAUAUGUUGAACCCAGUGACAUUUAAUGGGCCAUGCAAAGGCCCAAUUAAUUUUCAAAUGGAAGGGAUCCUAACAGCUCCUUCGGAAAAAUCUUCACUAUUUCUUGACUGUUGGAUUGGAUUCAAACACAUUGAUCAAUUGGAAAUGAAUGGUGGUGGAUCACUUGAUGGCCAAGGGCCCUUGGCUUGGCCCUACAACAGGUGUAGCGGAAAAGUUGAACAUUGCAUACCUUUGACGACUUCAGUCAAGUUCGCUUACAUGACACGUUCGAGAAUUAGCAACAUAACAUCGAUAAACAGCAAGGGUUUCCACAUGAGCUUGUUCGAAUGUAGCGAUGUAAUGAUUAUUAAUGUCAAGGUGCAAGCCCCAGACAAUAGCCCCAACACCGAUGGAAUCCAUAUGGCUAAGUCAAAAUACAUCCAAAUAUUUGACUCUGAAAUAGCUACAGGAGAUGAUUGCAUUUCCAUUGGUGAUGGAUCUAGAACCAUCAACGUUACUAAUAUUAAAUGUGGCCCUGGCCAUGGCAUCAGCAUUGGUAGCCUUGGAAAGGCUCCAAAUGAAGAUAUUGUUGAUGGGAUCACUGUAACAAAGUGCAACCUCACGUCAACUAAGAAUGGUGUCAGGAUCAAAACUUGGAGUAAUCCCUCUUAUCCAAACACUGUCUCCAACCUUACCUUUGAUCACAUUUAUGUCAAUAAUGUGGCCAACCCCAUUAUUAUUGAUCAAAAUUAUUGCCCCAACAUGCAUUGUAAACAGGGUUUCUCAAGGGUUAGGAUAAGUGGUGUUGCGUACAGAAACAUAUGGGGGACGACAAGUACACAAGUUGCGGUAAAUCUGCAAUGCAGCCAAGCAAAUCCAUGUGAGAACAUUGAGCUUAGAGACAUAAACCUGGUUUAUCAUGGUCUUCCUGCAACUUCUUCUUGUUCUAAUGUUUAUGGAGAAGCUUAUGGCAUUCAAAAGCCACCCUCUUGCAUAAGGAGGCUAUUGUAGAAUAAUCCAAGUUCGAUUAAUUUGAACAUUUACAUUAAUUGAUUUACAAUUGUUACAUAUAAUCUUAUCAAAAUAUUACUAAAUAUAACAUUAUAAA